Messenger RNA from Cucurbitaria berberidis CBS 394.84, 8144 nucleotides. RefSeq lists its product as uncharacterized. NCBI's taxonomy places the organism in Eukaryota, Fungi, Ascomycota, Dothideomycetes, Pleosporales, Cucurbitariaceae. The transcript has 4 exons. Gene Ontology annotation, cellular component: site of polarized growth; cell cortex. Gene Ontology annotation, biological process: cell morphogenesis. The record is from RefSeq and is a predicted model, not a curated record. Bases 69 to 7715 code for a protein of 2548 amino acids.
AGUGACCAACGCCAUCCAUGCCAGACGUCGCAUCGUGAGCCGCUCCAGACAGCCCGCAGAAAGAUGACAUGUCUGCUUUCCCCCUUCUGCAAGCUCGACCGGCUGCCGGGAAUGUGUCGCACCAUAUAGACAACCACCCCUCGUCGGCCUCCCGUGAGCCCAGCCAGACACGCGGUCGCGCCCUGACGGCUUCCUCACGCACAAAAUCCCCGCGCUCACAGACGCCUGCCCUGGUCGUCGCCGCCACCACCAACACCAGCAGCAAUUCCAGCCCCGAUCGCACCUUGGGCACCCUCGAGCGCAAGCCCUCGGGCUCCUACGCCCACAACCGCAAUACGUCCAUUGUCCAUGGCAUACAGCACUCGAGGAACACCAGCUUCGUCAACUCGCCCGCCACCAGCCCGCUGAGCCCCCAAAUCAUCGCCGCCGCCGGGGCGACUCUCGAUGGAGCCGUCAUGUCGCAGGAGUCCAUAGCCGACGCCUUCAUGGCCAACGGAACACCGCCUGCCACCACCACCACGGCCAAUGAUGCCGCACUACCUCAGCGCAAGCCUGAACGGGCCCCCAGCGCCAGAUCUUCUCGAAAGGGUCACGUCCACCACCGCUCCCAGUCACGGCACCACCAGCAGGGCCACGAGCUCAAGACGGUCGGCGAGUAUGCCCUACACCACCUGUUCAAUGCCUUCAUCAGCCAGGCCGAACAGAAGAUCAACCAAUGCAUGACAGACAGAGGCCAGCCCGAGGCUAGGGUCGAGCUGGUCUGCGGACCUGGAGUCGACCCCAACUUUGAUCAGCUCAUAGCAGCCCUUGGCCAUAUCGCUCGCCAUAGGCCCAAGCCUCUCAUAGACACCAUCAUGCUGUGGCGGAAAGCCAAAAGCGAGGAGGCGUCCAAACAGCGAACCCAGCUACUCAAUGCCCGUCAAGGUACCUCGACGCCCCACCCCAUGCUGCCUCGUCGAAACACAGAGCCGCUACACCACCACAUGGACAAUUCCUCUACCUCGGUAGCCUCUGGCCCUGAGCACAUGCUCGUCCUGCAGCAAACCGUCACCCAGGCGGAACAGCGCUCCACCGUCUCCACGUACAUUCUCUGCCGCGUGCUCAUCGAAAUCAUGACCCAAACCGAUCUUCAAAAUCUCACCUUCGAGAUGGCCGAUCGUCUCCUGGGUUUGUUCUACGGACAGCUCAGCACGGUAGACCCCGACUUGGUAGAAAUAUCGCCGCUCAAUCUUGCCAAUUGGACCAUCUACAGCCAAUUGCUUGGAGUGCUGAGCGGACUCAUCUUUGAGCAAGUGCAAGAAAAGUUCAUCGCAGAUCUCAAAGUCACCGACAGUCACCUGUCCAUCAAAGGCCAGUAUAACCGAGAUCAUGAAGCCAAAGGGGCCCUGCUUAUCCGUGCUUUGCGCUAUCUAAAGGUAAAAUCCUACCCCGAGGAUGCAUGGGAGCGCACAUGCGACUUCAUGCUUUCUGCAGCAAAGUUGUUUACUACCGCCCACGGCCAGCCCAUCAAGUACGCCUACUGUCAGGUGUUGAAGGAACUGCUGCUACUCAUUGCCUCCAACGCUACAACCGAACUGAGCUCACCGAGAUGGAAACUCGUCAUCGACAUGAUGAAGCAACGCGCCGCCAUACUACUCGGCAAGCCGAAACACUGGCAUGAAGCAUUCCCACUAAUGACGGCGAUACUGUGCGCCUCUCCAACAGACAUAUUCCUAUCCCAGUGGCUCGCGCUUGCUUUGUCGACACAGCCAAGACUCAAAGAACGCGCAACUAGAGCUAUUGCCCUCCGAGGUAUCUGCCGGCUGGUAUGGACUUACCUGUACAGAAGAGGGACCGAACCGCCCAACAUUGCCGUGCGCCGCCUGGAGGAGAUCAUUCGGAUGGUAUUCCAACCAGGAAGACGAUCGUAUCUUUCGACCGAGUCCGCCAUUGCCGAACCAUUGAUACAGCUCACUCGAAUCAUCGGUUUCAAAUACCAGGACCUUUGCUUCCGAACCAUCAUCUUCCCCUUGCUCAACUCCGAUAUGUUUACUUCAGGCCGAGAGCUUCGCGUUGAAAACUUGGAGCCGGAUCGCAUGGUGAUCGGCAUUCGUUCAUUUCUUGCCAUCAUGGCGGACUUGGAGAAUGCACAACAGCCACCGUUUCCCAUCACGUUCGAUUACGAUUCAAAUGCCCUCUCGUCCAAUAUACCGGCUCUCCCUACGAGCCCACGGCCUGCGCAACACUUGUCGUUAAAGUCCUCUUUACUCAAGGAAGAACGCCUCUCGCGACCUGUAAACUUUAGUGGAUUUGCCGAGGUCGCAAAGGAGUAUUAUGUCCGCUUCUGCAAGAUACUGGGUGAGAUUACCAUCAUCUGCGACAACGCAUUCGGGGGUCAGGCUGUUCUCGAUGAGAAAUUCUCUCUACAGACACCAAAGACUCCCAUGGCAGAAGCCUUUAGUUUCAGUCGUCGCGAGGAUCAUCAGCCUUCCACGGAUCCUCGACAAGGGUUCUAUCACCUACUGCAUGUCGCUGUGCAAGCGCUACCUCGCUGUUUGUCUCCGCACAUUCCCUUCAAUUCGCUCAUCAACCUACUGUGCACUGGAACCGCUCACGUUCAGGGAAACAUCGCUGUAUCCUCAGCGCAGUCGCUCAAGUCAAUAGCACGACAAUCACAUGCCCAGCAAGUCACCAUCGGCUUCGCUCGAUUUAUUUUUAAUUUCGACGACCGCUACGCAACCAUGUCGGAUGGGGGCAUGCUUGGUGCUGGUCAUAUCGAAAGUACGUUGAAGCUCUAUGUGGAGUUGCUGCACAUAUGGAUUGAAGAGAUUAAACAAAAGACGCGCAAAGCCGCAUUAGAUACACCCGAUGAUGGAUCUGGUAAUCGAGCCGUCCAGCUCGACCUGUCAUCAGUCUGGGCUCACGUUGAUGAGGUCGAGUCCCAUGGUCUAUUCUUUCUGUGUUCGCCCUCACGCCGGGUGCGGUCUUAUGCGGUCACUGUCCUGCGCCUAAUCACCGAGUUCGAUACAGCACUGGGCGGUUCCAACACACGCGUCAUUCGUGUCAUGGAAGGGAGCCCCCAAAAAGUCUUGGACAUCAGCGACGAGAAGCUGUCUCUUGCUGAACGAAGUCGUCUUCAGCGUGGAAUGCGGAAAAGUAACGUGCAAAGCACGCUCGUUGAGCUCUGCAGUAGCGAUGUACCGUAUGACUCGACACUUUGGUUCAAAAUCUUCCCUAAUCUAGUCCGCAUAAGCUUUGAAGUUUGUGUUGUCGCUGUUACGCUCACUCGAGACAUUGUAUGCGCCAGACUCUCGCAGAUGCAUCGGACCUUACUCUCGCUUGCCGAAGGCCAUCGCGCGACUCCAUAUUCGCCAUUCGAGCCUACCAGUAGCAAGUUUAGCGGUCGUCUGGCUUCCACCUCACCAGAGAUCGUAGUUGAACAAUGGAAGCUCUAUCUUAUAUUUGCCUUUACGACAUUGACAAACCUCGGUCCGAGCGCCUUGGCUGCCGCGCAGAGUCAACUGGCACAUUCCAGAAAGAGCUCCAAGUCGUCGCAAAAAAGUGCAAACAAGUUGCACACAGCCACGGAGCUAUUUGCCAAGGUUCUUCCGUUAUUGUCUGUGGACAACACUGCCAUACGAGACGCCGCUGUUGUUGGUCUCGGAUCCGUAAACCUCAAUUUGUAUCGUACGCUACUUGAAUCGCUUCAGGGCAUUGUGGCAGCAUGCGCUGAAGAGGCCAAAACACGAUUGGGGACUCACAAUCGGAAUAUCAGCAGCCCGCGCAUCAGCAACUAUCGUACAGACCAUCUUCGGACCGAAAUCACUCACGUCUACAAGUUGACGUCCCAGUUUUUGAAGCUGCCCGAGGCUUACAACGAUGAGUGGAUUGUGAAUAAUCUCAUGAACUACACCAAGGAUCUCAGGAUCUUCCUCAGUGACACUGAAGUGCAGAUGGAGGGGAAAUUCUUAAAGCUUCGUACACAUUAUUGUGGCUUAGUUGAAGUCUUGUUCGAGGGUAUAAAUAAAACGAGUGACCCACUUCAGUGGAUGCCGUUUCAAGCGCGCAAGGCAGCUUUUACCCUAAUGGAGGAGUGGUGUGGCUAUUCAUCAAAUCAACCUCAAAUCCGUCAACGCGAGGAGCACAUGCGUCGCUCCAUGUUGGAUCGGGAACUCGACAUGGGCAACAAGGGCAUUGCAACGGCGGCCCACGAGAUCGAGAAACGAGACCUUCGGACUGCAGCCCUGAGUGCCAUGGCGGCACUAUGUGGUGGACCCGUCAGUAUCACGACAGAUAGCAAGGUCUUGCUCCAAUUUGAUGUUCGGCGCAUGCUCUCCUGGAUGGACAGCAUCUUUGAGACACCCAGCGACCGCACGCACGCAAUCGGCCGCCGAGCUCUAACGAAUCUCAUUCUACAUAACCGUGAGCACCCGUAUCUGUUGGAUCGAGCCAUUGAGAUGUGCUAUCUCUCUAAAUCCGCCAAAGCUCUCGAGAGUUACUUUGAGGUGGUCACACAAGUACUGACGCAGCGCGAAGACUACACACUGCCAUUCUGGAAAGUUGUUAGUGCAGGGCUGUAUACCCUAGGGCACGAGAACAGUGAAAUACGCAUGAAGUCAGCUCGGCUGUUGAGAACUCUCGAAGCCAGGGAACAGAAAAACUCAAAGUUACAGGACCUUGACAUUAGCAUAUCGGACAAGACAAUCGCCGUCUACAAGCUUGCGCAGUUCGAGUCCUCACGCAGGCUUGCCAAACAACACUCGGAACUCGCGUUUCUGGUCUUCUCGCAAUUCUCUUACUACUUCAAAGAGCUACAGCCUGACCACCAGCGAAACAUGGUCGCCGCAAUGUUACCCUGGGUGCAGACUGUCGAACUCCAAGUGAACCCCGACGGAGGACCGACCGCCAAUUCUUACAUGCUUCUUGUGAAUCUCUUCGAGAUCACGGUUCGCAGCGGGAAUGCUUUGCAUAACGAGAUACAAGCUCUUUGGCAAGCACUGGCAACGGGACCAUACGGUGGUAACGUCCAGCUAAUCUUGAACUUUAUCAUCAACCUCUGCCUAGAUAAGCGGGAGCAGAACUACGUCGACUUUUCGAAACAGAUUGUAGUCCACCUGUCCAGUACGCCAGCUGGGCUUAAAGUGGUGGAGUUUCUACUCAUGCAAAUCAACCCACGGUCUAUGGUCAGCGAAAAGCGCGAGCCAAUACCGCCUCCACCGGACGCUGUCAACCUUCCAUAUCUUGCUGACCUUGGCGCUCUGCUCCCAAGCAGCAACAAGCAGUCCGGUUUUGCCUUGGGACAGAUCUGUCUGAUCCUACUCGUUGAUCUCAUGGUUUCUCCUGUUCAGGUUGCUAACGAGCACAUCCCGCUACUACUACAAGUCAUUCUUGUGCUUUGGGAUCAUUACACGCCUGUGGUUCAAGACCAGGCCAGAGAGAUGCUUGUACAUCUUAUCCAUGAACUAGUCAUUUCCAAGAUUGAAGAUCACACCUCAAGCAUCGAUAAGAGAUCCAUUGAAGACUUUGUUGAGAGUGUUCGACAACACGAUGCGAAGGUUGUAUGGAGUUAUGAUGAUAAGAAUGGCAAAGACGCAGAAGACCCUAGCUCAAAGGUGCCAGAAUCGAUGGAGUACGUCUCCAGCGAGGUGCUGAAGUUCUUUUCACUUGCCUACCCUGGGCUGAGAGAAGCAUGGGGGAGAGUAGCGCUGAACUGGGCCACAUCGUGUCCCGUUCGUCAUCUAGCAUGCCGGUCAUUCCAGCUCUUUCGGUGCGUCCUUAGCUCUCUCGAUCAGCAGAUGUUGUCAGAUAUGCUUGCGAGAUUAUCAAACACCAUCUCGGAUGAAGAAAGCGACAUUCAGACCUUCUCGAUGGAGAUUCUGACGACGCUGAGAGCAAUCAUCGAAGCGCUUGCGCCGGAGGAUCUCAUUCAAUAUCCUCAGCUAUUUUGGACAACUUGUGCUUGCUUGGACACCAUACAUGAAGGCGAGUUCAUGGAAAGUCUUCUCAUGCUAGACAAGUUUCUAGACAAGCUGGACCUCGGUGACCCUGAUGUCUUACAAAUUUUGGAAGACAGCUGCCCGGAUAAAUGGGAAGGCAAGUUCGAAGGCCUCGCCCAACUGACUUACAAAGGCAUCCGUUCGAGCGUAUGCUUAGACCGAUCGCUACGAAUCCUUGAGAGACUGGUCAUUCUGCCUUCUAGUCGUAUAGUAGGCGAUGACAGUCGGCUCGUGUACACCAUCCUCGCAAACUUGCCAAGAUUUCUUCGAUCGUUUGAUCCAGCAACAAAGGACCCCAGUAUAAGGACCAGCGCCGAGGUACUCGCACGCGUCGCGGGAGAGCAGUACCAGUGUACUGCGCUUGCAGAUGCCUUGACAGCCCUUGCAAUGAAGAGAUAUCGUCAAGAGAAAGACUUCCUCGCGCAAACAAUGACCGCCAUCCGAUCAGCGUUCUUCCCGGACCUUGAGUUCGGAAGUCUUGUGUUCCUGCUCAGUCUGUUGACGAACAAGAAUGCUUGGGUAAAGAUCAACACGAUGGAAGUGCUCUAUGUGCUGUUACCCGAGAUCGAUAUGCGAAAGCCGGAGAUAGCCUACAAGGGACCCGAUCUCAUCUCGCCUCUACUACGGUUGCUACAAAGCGAGUUCUGCCCGCAGGCUCUGCGAGUUCUAGAUUUUGUCAUCAAUCUAAAUAUGACAGGCAGCACACCUACGCCUUUUGAAAAGCAACACAUGCGUAUGAGCAUGGCAGGAUCUCAUUCAACUAGAGGGUACAAAAAGCAGUUCGAGAAGACGCAGUCGCUGUAUGGCAUUCCUGAAGAAAGCGGCUGGUCGAUACCGAUGCCUGCUCACCACUCGCAUCUGACAAGAGCCAAUGUGCACGCUGUUUUCUACACAUGCGGAAACCUGGAUGACGGCGAGGCGCCGGACACAGAAACACCAAAAAUUGAGUUUCGACACGAAGAAUUUCCUUUUAGCCCGCUAUCAGACUAUCGAACAGCUACCAUGACGUCUGAGGACACCCGCGGUGACAGUCAUAUUGGGGAGCUAGUCAUGAAGCUCGAUAGCCUGGAUGACUUCUUCGAAGACGAUGAUGACGCUGAGACACUGACUGAUCUACCGAACUUCAGCUCCUCUGGACGUUACAUGAACGGGCCCUACGCGCACGACAUGCGAGAAAAUCUCUACGACCAGCACACAGCACCAAUUCUACACAAGUCGCUAACGCGAAAUGCCAGCGUGACCUCGUUCCAAUCUGGCUUCAUCUCGGACCCAAAAGUCUCGCCAGCUCGAGACCCUGGCGUAAUGACACCAGGAGCAUUCAGCUCCUUCGCCUCCUCGACAACCGCCCUCCCACCAACAAGCAACAUAGCAGGUCGCCCAGGCCUCCAUUCCCGGUCCGUAACCUCGCCCUCCGCUCCCAAUCAAAUGCAGCGCGUGUCGCCCUCGCUUUCCAGCACCGCCCUCGAUGAGCAUGGUGAGCCCUUUUCCGAUGACGAGUAUGUUUCUGGACGCAACAAUAGCGCGGACAAGUCGUUUGGGUUUGAGACCGUCAUCAAGCCUGCGGCGCACGACACCAGGAGUAGAUUUCGAAGCGGUAUGAGGAGGCUGACGGGUGGAGGUGGCGACGCGAAGGAUGGAGUGAAGACAAGGGAGGCGAUUAAGCUGGCCUUGCAGAAGAGCCCACAGGUGCCAAAGGUACCGGAUAUCUAUUUGGUGAACCCUAAGAGCGCGGACCUCUAAUCCUUGACCUCGACGCGCUGCAACAUCGCUUUGCGAUGGUAACGCUGUUGUCUGUUUGGUCGAUACAUGACGCUCAUGGCGUUGUGAAGAUGUAAUAAUAUUGCUAUGGAUGUAUACGAAAGAAAAAAGAUAGAAGCCGCGAUGGAAAUGUGGAGUUUGAUAUAGAGGAUACUAUCCUAGGGAACCGGCGCUUUUUUGCAGCAUGUAUGGGUAAGAUACCAACGCUCUUUACGCGAGAUACCAAAUCUUUAAUGCGAAUGGAAAUGGAAAUGGGUUAACAUUGUUCUCAUUCUAAUCUUCCUCCUUGGUUGAGGGUCUGAAAGCUUGAUAUUUGGACAUAAUGCUGCAAUGCUUGCUGCUUGAACUUACGAGAAAGGGUCCAUGCUUAUCUAGGCCAAAUAUACAGUUCCUCUACAAUGGGACCCCCGA